AUGUUGCAGAAAAUUCUCAGCGAGGCCGAGAUUUUGAAGCGGUUCGACGCCCUCGUAGAAAGCGGUGACGUCCGAUACGACAAGAACACCAAGGUGGUUCCUGUUGUCGACCAAGGCUUCAAGUUUCUCUUCAUGGUAGCCUCCAGCUUGAGCCAAAAGCCCAACACACCCGAAGAGAAGGACGUCACGGAGCAGACUCUGAAACCGCCUCUGGAGCCCGGAAGCGACAUCAACACGGCGGGCUUCGAGAUCUGCGACGUCGGCACCAAGCACCGGCUCUGCGCCAACAAGUUCUGCUACACGAGGCCGCAGCUGCUCCUGCUCACGCGCGACGGGUUCAAGCGACAGUGGGACCCACUCGAGGCGGUCGAUCUGGACGGCAUCUGGACGGUGCUCCGGGACGGCCAGUUUGCCUUUUACAACUGCGGCGUCGCGGCCGGCUUCAGCCGCCUGCACAGGCACAUGCAGUUUGUGCCCCGGCCCGAGGGGUUCACCACUUUUCUCGAUGCGGACGAGCAUGACCAGGGUGGUGGUCAGGGCGGCGACGGCGGCUCGGCAAACGUGCCGUUUCUGUACUUUCGGCGGGCCCUGGACGGAUCCGGUCAAGGCUUGAAGGAGAUCUACGACGGGCUGAGGGACGAAAUGGCGACGCGCUCAAAGUUCCGAGCCGAGGGACCGGGAACCGACUGUCCGCACAACCUCAUCAUGACGAGGCAGUGGAUGGCGGUGAUACCGAGGCGGAGUUCGGUGCUCGGCCCUGCAUCGACAAAUUCCAUUGGGAUGAUGGGGUUGGUACCGGUUUCUACGAUGGAGAGCGUCGAGGAAUGGAAGAGUCUCGGCCCUUUGAAUGUGCUCAAGGAGUUUGGAGUGCCAAGGGAUGGCAGCUGA
Molecule: messenger RNA, 888 nt
Organism: Pyricularia pennisetigena
Lineage: Eukaryota; Fungi; Ascomycota; Sordariomycetes; Magnaporthales; Pyriculariaceae
Exons: 2
Coding region: 1-888 (295 amino acids)
Biological process (GO): nucleotide metabolic process
Molecular function (GO): ATP binding; ATP:ADP adenylyltransferase activity
Source: RefSeq, a predicted model, not a curated record